UUUAUUUAAUAAUAAAGGGAUCGCUAAGCUUUAUUGCUGGUGUGGUGCUCACCUGAUAUCCCAAGCAAGUUCGAUAUUCUCGACUUAAAUAGGCUGGCCAUUUUACUAAGCAAAGCUGAAGUAAGCCUAGCUAGCUAGCCAGAAUACUGAAGGUGUGUGGUGUGUUGUGGCUGGACGGCGGCGAUGGCUGAGCUCACGGCGGGCGCCGUGAGCUCGCUGUUGGGCCUCAUCCGCAACGCGGAGCUGAUGAUGUCGGGCCGCGCCAAGGAGGACAUGCAGUUCAUCAAGGAUGAGAUGGACAGCAUCAACGGCACCCUCAUGUACCUCACCGAGAAUAAGGCCUCCCACAACGACCAGGUCCGGGUGUGGAUGAGGCAGGUCCGUGAUAUCGCCUACGUCGCCGACGACUGCAUCACGCUCUACCGCCGCGACCUCACCCCGCCGGAGCCGGGCUUCUGGCCCUGGCUCCGCCACGUCCCGACGUGGCUGAGCACGGUGCCCACCCGCCAUCGCCUCGCCAAGAAGAUCCACGAGCUCAAGGACCGUGUCCGCGACGUCGGCGAGCGGCGGCAGAGGUAUGGAGUGGUGGGGGAGAUCCCGACGAAGAAUGCGGCGUCUUCUUCCGGCCACGGGUCUCAGACGGCGCCGUCUUCUGAUGCUGCGGCGGCCACAGCUGCAGCUGAUGCUCGAGCAGAUGAAGAGGACGACGACCAGAAUCAUGCAGCAACGGCGACCGUCGUCGAUGGUCGUCCUGACCGCCGAAGAGCUCUAGAGCCUCGCACUCUAGAGGACUACUGCUGCGAGAACCUGCACAAGUGGCUCAAGGAAUUCAACACAAAGAGGGGUUCAAUGGUGCCAUUUAUCGCUGUUGAGGCACCGCGUCCAGAGGAUGCCGCCGCCGUUUCUUCAAUAGUCUCGUAUGUGGCGGCGGAGGCAGCUGGUUUCAAUCCCGCAGUCUGGGUCAAUCUCCCGCUGCUGCACGCGGAAUUUGAUCUGCCACUUGAACCCUGGGAAAUUCUCUGCUACAUCCUGGGGGAGCUCAAGCCUCGAUCCCAGCCCGUACAAGCACAAGGCAGCAGAGAUAAACGCAAGCAGAAGCAGGAGGAGGGAGGCAAAGAUGACAAGGCCAUGGGCAGUGACGACGACGACGACAACCUUCAAUCGCAAGCCUCCGAUGAAAAAUGGCAAGUGUUUGAUGAAAUGUGGGAAGAGAUAGAAAAAAGGAAUUUCGACGACCGCAUUGAACAACUCAAGACGAAGAUCGACAGCAUCAAGGACAAGAAAACGACCAAUGAAAUCGAGAAAACGGUGAGAAGCCAAGAAAAGGUUAAUCUCAACGCUCUUGUCUACAAUAAACCUUUGGGCAUACUUUUCCUGGCAUUGCUGCCUCCCAUGCCAAAUGAUGUAAAGUCGGUGAGGCGUGCCCUGCGUACCUUAGCAUCGGGCGAGGCGAAUAUUAUCAGAAAAAUUGCAGAGGCGCUUAAAAUUCAUAUGGAAGUAUCAGAGGUGAACAAGAUUCAUCUCAGUAAGAAGCAAUAUGUAAACAUCCUGAGGGAAGUGUUCCCGACAGUCAGCAGCACGCCACUGAAGCAGGAUAAAUCUACCACCAAGUCCACUGCACUAGGACCAAGUGCUGCUGCUACUAUGUUAGGCAAGGAUCAAAUCAAAGAAAUUGUCCACAAGGCUAUACUAGACAAGCAAUUGGAGAAGCACUUGGAAGUGGCUGAUGCUAUUGAAGAAACUAAGAACAAGAUAGGGGAUAUCAAGGAGAAGAUUAAAGUCCAGCUGGUGAUCCAAGGGAUUGUGGACAAGAUCAAAGACCAUUUGGAGAAGGAUAAAAGGACCCUGAUUAUCCUCCAAGAUGAUAAAGGCUUCUUGUCUUCGUGCGAGGAGACCACCAUGAAUGCUUUAAGCCUACUGGGUUACACUUGCGCUGAUGCAAUGGUCGUGGUUAUCACAAAGGAAAGCCAAGUGGCCAAUAAAUUUUGCUAUCCACCGCGAGAGCCUAUUACCUAUUCUAUUGCUGGUCUCUAUCAUGAUACCGUGCUCCAGCUUACAAGUCAGCAGGCGAAACAAAACAAUAACUACAAUUCCCAGCUUUUCCGUGACAUCUUGGACAAGUGUGAUCCAGAUGAGUUCUGCAUGAAGAUGUUUGCUCAUGCUUUGUAUGCUGAACCCAAUAGGAGCAACAAUGAUCUGCGCGAGUUGUAUAAAACCCUGGUUCCACAAAAAUCGCUAGCCAGUAAUGCUUCCAAGGCUAGUCCUGAGCCUGACAAAAGCAAUGACAGCACCCAACUGGUCUCAGAAGAAUCAUCGUUGUGCAACAAUGCUAAGAAGAUAUUCGAGUUCUCCUACAACGACAUGCCUACAGAAUACUUGUCCUGCUUGCUGUACCUAGCUAUCUUCCCUCAAGGCCAAAGCAUCAGGAGAUCAACCUUACAAGCACGGUGGGUUGUAGAAGGGCUGAUAACCGGGAAGGACGAUUGGCCUAGUGCAGACUGUGCGGUGCGUAAUGCUGAGAGAUGUUUUGACGUGCUCAUCGAUCGGUGGCUUGUUUAUCCAGGGGAUGUUACCGCUGCAGGAAAGGUCAAGAGCUGCAUGGUAGACAAUCUUGUUCAUGAGUUCAUCACCAAGGCUGCCAAGGAGAAACAAUUUGUGAAGGAAAGCCAAUUGCAUCACUUGGCUCACCACUUUUCUAUUUUUUGCAAUCUCCGACUCCGCCGCUCUGACAACAUCGAAAAGUUCAUGCAAAAUCUCAAGUAUUUUUCACCUUAUUUGCAACUGCUCAAGGUGCUGGAUCUAGAAGGCUGCCAAUCAUUUGACAAGAACAACCACUACCUCGAAGACAUCUGCAACAAAGUUUUACUGCUUAAGUAUCUGAGCCUAAAGGACACAAAUGUUGCCCACCUGCCCAAUGCUAUCAAUAACCUUCAUGAGCUGGAGGUAUUAGAUAUCCGGCAAGCCAAGGUACCUGAGAUUGACACAAACUCUAUCAUGCUUUUCAAUCUGAAGCGACUACUGGCAGGUCAAGUUUAUCCAAGCCCAAGAUACAAUAGCACCGGCAUGUAUCUCAAACGACAUGAAGAGACAAUAUCAUCCAGUGUGCGGAUUCCUCGCAAGAUUGAGAAAAUGGUUAAAAUGGAAGUAAUGUAUAGUGUCAACGUUUCACGGGAUGGUAAUAUGUUGACAGAGAUUGGAAAGCUACGGCAACUAAGAAAGCUUGGUGUGGUUAUCGACGACCAUGAUGGUCACCUCAGGAAGUUGCUUCAGGUGAUCAGUGACCUGAGUGGGUCCCUCCGGUCUUUAUCGAUCACUCUAAUUGGAACAGGAAGUGAGCAGGCUCCUUCCAGCGAAGAGACAUCUGCAGAUUGCUUGAAACAACAUCCCAAGCUUCUAGAGAGCUUAAGCAUCAGUGGAGUGAUAGACAAGGUGCAGCUUCUACCAUUGUUGGCCAUAGGUCAGGGCAACCGUAACCUUGCCAAGGUAACUAUUAGUGGGACCAUGCUGAAGCAAGAGGAUCUGAAAAAAGACAUCGCCAAGCUCCACAAUCUAUGCUGUUUUAGGCUCAGGCAUCGAUCAUACGACGAUGAGAAAAUCACUUUUGAAGAGAAUGAGUUCCUGGAACUCAAAUACCUUAUCAUAGAGGGCACCAACAUGAUGAGCAUUAUAUUUAAACAAGGAGCAGCCCCUAAGAUUGAGAAGAUUAUCCUGUCCUUCACGUCCACAACUCAUAUUGCUGGAAUUGUUGACCUUCCAAACCUGAAGGAGCUUGAGCUGAAAGGGAAUAAUAAUGAUCGGAAGCUUGUUGCAUGUCUUGCCGGUGCUCCUCACCUUUCCAGGUUAACACUCGAUGGUACCUUGCUGGAUCUCAAUGAACUGAAAAUACUGGCCGAGCUACCAAGCUUGCGCAGCCUCAUUCUCCUGCAACAGUCUUGCGUCAGAAGUAGCCUCAACUUCAACAAUGGUGAGUUCAGCAAGCUCAACCUCCUUGUUGUUAAUUGCUCGAACAUCACCAGCAUCAGCUUCACAGACGAAGGAGCAGCACCUAAGCUCGAGAAGAUCACCUGGUCCUUCACUACCAAGAUGUUGUCCCUCUCUGGCAUCUGCUACCUUCCGCAACUGAAGGAGCUCGAGCUCAACGGUAAAAUUAUCCCUGAUCAGGUGAUACAAGACAUUAAGGAACAUAAAAACAAACCUAUUUUUAAUCACCAGUAAGAUCGAAAAGGAGCAGAAGAAGAGAAACAACAGAUGCAAACGUAUGCAUCCUUCAUUCGUCCAUGUAAAGUUGGUGUGUGCUAGCUGCAUGCUUUGUUACAAAUAAACUUGUGUCGAUCUGCUUUGUGUUUC
Messenger RNA from Oryza sativa Japonica Group (Japanese rice), 4347 nucleotides. RefSeq names its product disease resistance protein PIK6-NP-like. Lineage: Eukaryota; Viridiplantae; Streptophyta; Magnoliopsida; Poales; Poaceae. Gene Ontology annotation, biological process: defense response to other organism. The record is from RefSeq and is a predicted model, not a curated record.